AAUUAUCUAACUUGCAUGCGUACUGUUCCCACUAACUCGAUCAGAUAAAAUUUCCAAGUAAUAUCCUCUACUGGUGAUUAUUCUUUGUAUAUCAUUUUCCUUAUUCACUUAAUUAAAUCUUUGUUAUUCAUCUGCUUAUCUCCUCUUUCCUAUAUAUAUCUGUAUUCAAAUGCAUGUGAAGUAGUACUUAGCUCCUUUCAUUUCAUAUAAAUAUUCCUCAGCUCAUACACAGUCUUCAUCUCCUCUUUUCAAAUUAUGGGGAGUUUAGAUGACACAAAAUUUACAGAAACCUCAAUUCUUAGUGAGUUUAAGGCAUUGGAUCCGGAAGAGUUCCGUAAACAAGCUUACCAAACCAUUGAUUUCAUUGUUGAUUAUUACAAAAACAUAGAAAAAUAUCCAGUUCUUUCUCAAGUUCAACCUGGUUUUCUUCGAAAUAGUUUCCCAAGUACUCCACCAUAUAAACCAGAACCAUUUGAGAAUAUCUUAAAAGAUGUUCAAACUCAAAUAAUACCGGGUAUGACGAACUGGUUAAGUCCCAACUUUUUCGCGUAUUUUCCUGCAACUGUUAGUACUGCUGGUUUCAUGGGUGAAAUGCUUUCUACUUGUUUUAAUUCUGUUGGUUUCAAUUGGCUUUCAUCUCCUGCUGCUACUGAACUUGAGAUGGUCGUCAUGGACUGGUUUGCUGACAUGCUCAAACUUCCUAGCAUCUUUAAGUUUUCUGGUUCAGGUGGUGGUGUUAUACAAGGAACCACAAGUGAAGCUAUUCUUUGUACGCUAGUAGCAGCAAGAGAUCGCGCGCUGGACCGUAUUGGCGGUGAUAAUAUUGGAAAGUUAAUCGUUUAUGGCUCCGAUCAAACUCACUCGACAUUUGUGAAGGCAUGUAAAAUUGCUGGCAUUUUACCUUGUAACGUAAGAUCGUUACCAACAACAACCGACAUGGACUUUUCUCUAUCCCCUGCUCUUGUCCGUGAGGCUGUUGAAACUGAUGUUGCAAAUGGAUUUGUACCGAUUUAUCUCUGCUUAACUGUGGGUAGUACAUCAUCUAACGCCACAGAUCCAAUCGAUCAAUUUUCUGACGUAGCAAGUGAUUAUGGAAUUUGGCUGCAUGUGGAUGCUGCUUACGCAGGCAGUGCAUGUAUUUGUCCCGAGUUUCGACAUUAUUUGAAUGGAAUUGAAGGAGUUGACUCCUUUAGUCUAAGCCCUCACAAAUGGUUUCUCACUUACUUGGAUUGUUGUUGUUUGUGGGUUAAACAACCUAGUUUACUUAUAAAAGCUCUAAGUACCAACCCAGAGUACUUGAAGAACAAACCUAGUGAGUCGAACUUAGUCAUCGACUAUAAGGAUUGGCAAGUUGGAACUGGGCGUAAAUUUCGAUCUUUAAAACUAUGGCUCGUUCUUCGCAGUUACGGUGUAGAGAAUCUGCAAAGCCACAUAAGAAGUGACGUUAGAAUGGCUGAAGUGUUCGAAGACUUUGUCCGAAAUGAUCCACAGUUCGAGAUUGUCGUUCCGAGACGGUUUACAUUGGUAUGUUUCCGCUGGAACCCAAGUUCUGGUUUGGCACCUGCAGGUUAUAAUGUUGAGUUGUUGAAUCGUAAGUUACUUGACUGGAUCAAUUCAACUGGACAAAUUUACAUGACUCACACGAUCGUUGGAGGUGUGUACAUGCUGAGGUUUGCUGUAGGAGCCACAUUAACAGAAGAGUCCCAUGUCAUUGCUGCAUGGAACUUGAUCAAGAAAGGAACUGAUACAUUGCUCGUUGAUAGGUCUCCCGGAUAUUCUAAUUGUGACUUUAAUUAAUGGUGUCUAAAAUCUCUGUUUUGUUUCAUUUGUUUGUUUUGAGCGACUUUCGUUGAAAAAUACUUAAUUGAAAAUACUUACAAGUAUAAAUGAUGGUUACUGAAAACUAUUGUACCA
Molecule: messenger RNA, 1914 nt
Organism: Papaver somniferum (opium poppy)
Lineage: Eukaryota; Viridiplantae; Streptophyta; Magnoliopsida; Ranunculales; Papaveraceae
Product: tryptophan decarboxylase TDC2-like
Exons: 1
Coding region: 256-1797 (513 amino acids)
Biological process (GO): amino acid metabolic process
Molecular function (GO): carboxy-lyase activity; pyridoxal phosphate binding
Source: RefSeq, a predicted model, not a curated record